AUGGCAUUCCUCUUUAAAUCGAAGAAGAAUAGUCAGCAGGCCACUGGCGGCCUGCCCCCGGCCACGAGAAACGUUCAUACCUCUGAAGGAGCACCAGCGGGCUCUGGAGCCGUGCUGAACGGAUCGAAAGAUGGAGUGGCCACAUCACAGACGCCGACGCCUACUAGUGGUAGCUUCAAUAAUUCUUUGAACUCGGUUGGCAGCACCAACAGCCCGGAGCAGCAGCAGCAGCGAGUACGACAGCGGGCGGAGUCCGAGUCUCAGGCUCAUCGCUCCCAGCCGCCCACAGCGAGUAGUACCUCCCCAGGCUCCAGCCCAGGUGCAUCCCUCUACCCGUGGUCGCAGCGCCGAUUGAAUUUCUCCUCGCCGCAAGCAAACCCUUUUCCACGAUAUGGCGCAGCAAUCAACUCAGUGGCCUCGAAAGAAGGCGAUGUAUACAUGAUGGGUGGGUUAAUAGAUGGGUCAACUGUCAAGGGAGAUCUUUGGAUGAUGGAAAGCAGCAGCGGGAACCUGUCAUGCUUCCCAAUUGCGACUGUUUCGGAAGGCCCAGGGCCUCGUGUUGGCCAUGCAAGUCUAUUAGUUGGAAACGCCUUCAUCGUGUUCGGUGGUGAUACCAAGGUGGAUGAAAAUGAUACGCUGGAUGACACACUCUACCUACUUAAUACUUCUUCGCGGCAAUGGUCGCGCUCAAUACCACCAGGUCCCCGACCUACCGGACGAUAUGGCCAUACGCUAAAUAUUCUUGGUUCGAGGCUCUAUGUUUUCGGAGGGCAGGUUGAAGGGUAUUUCUUUAAUGAUUUGGUCGCCUUUGACCUAAAUCAAUUGCAGAAUCCCGGUAAUAAGUGGGAGUUCCUCAUUAAAAAUAGCCACGAAGGCGGCCCUUCACCCGGACAGAUCCCACCUGCAAGAACCAACCACACGAUUGUCAGUUUCAAUGACAAGCUGUAUUUGUUCGGAGGAACAAAUGGAUUACAAUGGUUUAAUGAUGUUUGGUCGUAUGACCCCCGUGCCAACAGCUGGACUCAGCUUGAUUGCGUUGGAUUCAUCCCGACGCCUCGGGAGGGACAUGCGGCUGCUCUCGUUAACGACGUUAUGUAUGUUUUUGGUGGCCGGACAGAUGAAGGCAUCGACCUUGGUGAUCUAGCAGCGUUUCGUAUAAGCACGCGACGAUGGUACUCUUUCCAGAAUAUGGGCCCAGCACCAUCGCCACGAUCGGGACAUAGCAUGACAGCUUUUGGAAAGCAAAUAAUUGUCUUGGCCGGCGAGCCAAGCUCAGCCCCGAGAGAUCCAGUGGAGCUUAGUAUGACGUACAUGCUUGAUACGUCAAAGAUUCGUUACCCAACGGAGAAUGGCGAAAGGGGAACCGCCGCCAAACCCGGGGCUGGAGACAAAUCUACAGCAUUGUCGGGUCGGACAUCCCGCGAAGCCCCGAACCAACAACUGGAUCAAGCCAGAAGGGGCCAGGCACAAUCCCGCGAAAGUGUGGCUAGCCCUACUGGGCGGGCGACAGAGCUAGCACUGGGAACAGGACCAGGCUCUCGAUUGCCACGAGCGUCCAUUGCAAAUGCUCCCUCUGGACCUCCUCCACCGGGCCAGGCACCCACCCCAGGCUCAAGAGCUAACAACCCACCACAAGGAAACAAUUUCAGAAGCAAGACUCCGCCGACGAAACAGGACCGUACUUAUGGUGGACCACCGAUUGACACGGCUCGGGCGAUUGCUGGAGAGAGAGAGAGAGAGUCAGCGCCAAGGGACUCUCCAAAAGACUCUAGGAAUGUUCAGGAGUCGAAUGGCCAGCGGACUCCUACUCAACAGUCGUCUUCGCGUAUGUCAGCUAGAGCCAUGGAGGCUGGGGAAGCUGCUCCCUUGAUUGCACCAGCUCGACAACGCUCUCUUCGCCAGCGACAGCGCAGCUCCAUGGAUAGCGCCGAUGAAUCAAUCCUCGGCCGCCAUGCAAGUGUUGAUGGGUCGGUGGACUCGCGGGGCUACAGAAAUUCUAAGACAGGAGAGGAACCGCGUUCACCACGACUGACUGCCCACCAGGAAGCUUUGAUAAAGGAGCUCGAGGCAUUGAAGAGCCGGAAUGCAUGGUACGCAUCGGAACUCGCGUUGGCUAAGAAGGCUGGGUAUAGCCCUAAUAUCUCCACUAAUUCUGUCUUGGAUGAACGAACGGCGGAAGCUUUCGGGGACGAGGAUCGUCCUUUGAUCGAGGCGUUCCUAGCAAUGAGAGCAGAGUUAGCCAAAAUGCAGGCUACUGUUGAUAGACAAGCCGCGAUCGCAUCGAAGCGUGUAGCGGAAGUCGAACAGCAAAGAGAUGUAGCAGUGAACGAAGCUGCUUAUGCUCGUGCCAAGUUGGCCGCACAUGGGGGAAGCCAGCAAAGUACGCCAUCCUUGGAUGGACAGUCUCACGAUCUUGAUAAGGCGGCCUCUGAACGCACAACAGAUUUGAGCCGGAGAUUGGCUUUGGCUCUUGCAUCCCAGAAUGAGCUUAAGUCGAAACUGGAGGCACUUACCACCGAUUUUGACCAGGAGAAGCGUGGUAGGGAGCUGGCAGAAGAGACAUCUGAAGCUACUAGAAGGAGACUGGCUGAGCUGGAAAUGCAGAAUAAUGCUUUGGAAACGGAAAGUUUGCGUGCCCAGCUUCACCAAAUAGAAGCAUCUCUGAGAGAAGAGUCGAUGCUACGAUCCGAAGCCGAAUCUUCCCAGAAGCAAUUGAUCUUGGAUAAAGAAGAGUUGUCAAAGAAGCUUGAAGAUUCUUCCGGCCGUCUGAAGGACUUCGGCGAUAAUAUCGGCGGCUUGAGAUUAGCCGUAACUGCAUCUUCCGAGAAGGCGACGGUUUUGGAGAAGAAAUUAGACGAGGAACGCGAACGACGGGAAGGCUUGGAGAGGAAAUUGCUGCAGCUUAGGUCCGAGCAUGAAGAGCGAACUUCUGAGUUAGAGAACGCCACUCGCCGCCUUCGAGACGCAGAAGAAUUGGCCGAAACUCACGCCAGAGAAGCCGAAACCCAUAAGAAUGCAUUCAUUUUGGGUCUAGAGCGAGCUUCCUCAUUCGACUCCGAGACGUCCGCACGCUCACUUGCGGAUCAACGAGUAGCAAGCUCGGAAGCACAGGUGGAGAGAGCGAAUAAACUGGCCAAGGCCAGUCAAGCCGCUGCCGAUGAAGCGGCCGAAAAACUGCGACGUGCGGAGGAGCGGAUCGCAGGUCUGGAAGCCUAUCAAGAGCAGGCUAGCAGAGAGGGCCUCCAGCUUCGCCGGCAACUCCAAGCAGCCCUGAAAGAUUGCCAAACAUAUACCGCAGAGAACAGGGAGCUCAAGUCCAAGAUUGAGGGUCACCAGAGGGAAGCCGGUGCUCUGUCAGUUCAGCACACCGCGCUGAAGGACCUUCUUGGCGAGCGUGGCGUCAGCUACACUGAUAGUAGGCGCUCCCCUCGAAUGGAGUCUCCCGGUUCCCGGUUCGGUACUCCUGAACAAAACCGACUUCGAGAAUUGGAGCAACAACUUUCGACAAGUUUGAAGGCGCAUGAUGAGAUGAAAUCUUCAUUUGAAACGCGGGAGCAGGAGGCCGACCGCGCCUACAGGGAGAAACUAGAGCAGCUCGAAAAUGACUAUCAAUCCGCCGUCCACUACGUUAAAGGAACCGAAAAGAUGUUGAAGCGGAUGAAGGAUGAGCUUACUCGGUAUAAAUCUCAGAAUGCGAAGAUUCAAUCCGAACUUGAUGCGGCGCAGAGCAGGGAUGUCGAGGACGAGUCAGGCGCAUCGUCCGAAUGGGAAGCCGAGCGCUCUCAGCUUCAAAAAUCAAUAGCUGAGCUGCAGCAGAAUACGUCGUUCUCCAUUACAAACCUCGAGGAACAAGUUACCAGGUUGAAAGACAGCCUGACCUCUACAGAGGCGGAAAAGAAGAAGUCUCACGCAGAAUACGAGUCAAUGAAGCAGGAACUUCUCGCUGUCACCGAAAAGAGCCGCUCCGAAUUGGAACAACUUAAGCAAGAGAACUCAUUGCUAGAAACUCGUGCCGUGGAUGCGGAACACAAGGUCUCCAUGCUCCUGGACCAAGUCGAGGCCUCCGUUGGACAAUAUCGGCGGCAGUCGCAGCACGGGGCCCUUAAUGGAAUCUCCCGCACGCACAGUAAUGCAUCCAGCGGUACAAUUGGAGGCGGCACUCGCCGCUCUAGGGCCAACAGCGCGGUGUCGCAGGAUGACACUUUCCUAGAUAACCGUGGCUCCAUGGCUCUCGACUCGCUAGCCAAUGAAUUGGAAGCCCUACGCACCCACUGGGAGAGUACCAAUAGCAACUACCGAUUAAGCACCCAUUCUGACUUUGAUCGCACUCCGACCAAGGAAUCGGGGCUGAGCGAUAGCCUCGCGGAAUGGAGACGACGACUGGACGAAGACGAAGCGAAGAAUCCCUCUUCGGAAAAGAAUUUCAGCUCACUGAGCUUACAUUCCAGCAAGAUGACGACUAUGGACUUGCGUGUCGGUAAUAAGUACCGCAUUGGCCGUAAGAUCGGAAGUGGUAGUUUCGGUGACAUCUAUCUUGGCACCAACAUUAUCUCCGGCGAGGAAAUUGCCAUCAAGCUCGAAAGCGUCAAGGCUAAGCACCCUCAACUUGAAUAUGAAGCACGCGUUUACAAGUCUCUUGCCGGUGGUGUUGGUAUUCCGUUCGUUCGCUGGUUCGGUACCGAGUGUGACUACAACGCCAUGGUGAUCGAUCUACUUGGACCUAGUCUCGAGGAUCUUUUCAACUUCUGCAACCGCAAGUUCUCGCUUAAGACCGUACUUCUCCUUGCCGACCAACUUAUAUCCCGCAUCGAAUACAUUCACGCCAAAUCCUUCAUUCACCGUGAUAUUAAGCCCGACAACUUCCUGAUGGGUAUUGGUAAGCGCGGAAACCAGGUCAAUGUUAUCGAUUUUGGCCUGGCCAAGAAAUACCGGGACCCCAAGACUCACUUCCACAUUCCCUACCGCGAGAACAAGAACCUGACUGGAACGGCCCGUUACGCCAGUAUCAACACUCACUUGGGUGUCGAACAGUCUCGCCGUGACGACAUGGAGUCUCUGGGUUAUGUCAUGUUGUACUUCUGCCGUGGCACUCUCCCUUGGCAGGGCUUGAAGGCUGCUACCAAAAAGCAGAAGUACGACCGUAUCAUGGAGAAGAAGAUGACAACCCCCACCGAGGUUCUGUGCCGUGGGUUUCCCAACGAAUUUUCCAUCUACCUAAACUACACCCGUUCCCUGCGUUUUGAUGACAAGCCGGAUUAUUCCUACCUCCGCAAGAUCUUUCGUGACCUGUUCGUUCGCGAGUCAUUCCAAUACGACUACGUCUUUGACUGGACCGUUUACAAGUACCAGAAGAACGCCGCCAUGAUCGUGGACGCCAAGAAGGACAAGGAGGCCGAGGAGCAACAGCGUCGCCAAGGAGGAAACAUACCCAUGUCUGGCGGUGCUGCUAAGCCCGGUGCUAUUUCCAGCCAGCGUCGCAAGAUCAUGGAACGCGGUACCCUUGACAACACCCCCGACACCAACCGUGCUGUGGGAGGGAGCGACAGGAUGUGA
Molecule: messenger RNA, 5553 nt
Organism: Aspergillus versicolor CBS 583.65
Lineage: Eukaryota; Fungi; Ascomycota; Eurotiomycetes; Eurotiales; Aspergillaceae
Product: putative cell polarity protein (Tea1)
Exons: 7
Coding region: 1-5553 (1850 amino acids)
Biological process (GO): peptidyl-serine phosphorylation; endocytosis; signal transduction
Cellular component (GO): nucleus; cytoplasm
Molecular function (GO): ATP binding; protein binding; protein serine/threonine kinase activity
Source: RefSeq, a predicted model, not a curated record